Messenger RNA from Dromiciops gliroides (monito del monte), 1400 nucleotides. It is a transcript of the gene GDF1, whose product is annotated as growth differentiation factor 1. Bases 1 to 1260 code for a protein of 419 amino acids. Gene Ontology annotation, biological process: SMAD protein signal transduction; BMP signaling pathway. The transcript is spliced from 2 exons. The record is from RefSeq and is a predicted model, not a curated record. NCBI's taxonomy places the organism in Eukaryota, Metazoa, Chordata, Mammalia, Microbiotheria, Microbiotheriidae. Gene Ontology annotation, cellular component: extracellular region. Gene Ontology annotation, molecular function: cytokine activity; growth factor activity.
AUGGUGGGCCGAGCCCCUCCCGCCUUCGCCCCGGGGGCGCCCCGGGCUAUAAGGCCGCCCGGAGCAGGAGCUUGGACAGCGGCAGACCUCCGUCCCCUGGCGUCGAGGAAGAUGCGGUCUCUGCAGCUUCUUUCCCCUCUGCCCUGGCUCCUGCUCCUUCCCCUUCUCCUGCCCCUACCCGGCUGGACCCAGCCCCAGCCGGGGCCCCUUUCCCCCCAAGCCAGUGCCCUGCUCCGGACCCUGGGGCUGAGCCCGCCCCCGGGGCCCCCUCCCACCCGCCCCGUCCCCCCAGUCAUGUGGCGGCUCUUCCGAAGGGGCCCAGAGAGCCGAGGGUUUGAGAGCGCAGGGCCAGAAAAGCCCCAGGAGCCCCAGCCCCUGCCCUGCCACGUGGAGGAGCUGGGCGUCCCCGGGAACAUCGUGCGGCACGUCCUCGAUGGCGGUGCCUCUGCCCCACCAGAGCCAGCCUUGGGCUCCCUCUGCCUGGAGAAGCCCCUUUUCUUCAACCUUUCGUUCCUAGACCCCAGGGAGCAGCUGACACUAGUCCGCCUGGAAUUGAAUUUUGGUGCCCCUGGAGACCUUGCCCCUGUCCAGGGUUGGGAGCUGAGCCUGUCCCAUGCCCAGGGCCCCAGGCUGUGGGGCCAGUCCUCGCACUGGCACCACCACCGAGAAGUCCUGCUGAGCCGGACGGUGCCCUCGUUGCAUGAGCCCCUCUACUUUGACAUGCUCUCCUUGGGCUGGAUGGGGAAUUCCACCUUCCCCCAGAACCUGAGCCUGGUCUUCGAGAUGUUGCCUGGUAAAGACAGUGACCUGCCUCGAGGCUUGUGUACCAAACUGGGCCAUUCUCUUGAGGCCUCCCUGCUGGUGGUGACCCUUGACCCUCAGCUAUGCCAGUCCACCUCCAGGAAGCGCCGGGCAGCCUACCCAGCUCCUAUGGACAGCCCCGAUCCUCCUUGUGAGGCCCGGCAGCUCUACAUCAACUUCCGGGAAGUGGGCUGGCACAAUUGGAUCAUCGCUCCCCGGGGCUUCAUGGCCAAUUACUGUCAGGGGCACUGCUUCUUCCCCAGUGCCACCAAGAUCUCCAGUUUGAACCACGCCGUCAUGCAGUCCCUGAUGCACUCCGUGGCUCCAGCCACGACGCCCCCACCCUGCUGCGUCCCAGUGAAGCUCUCCCCCAUCUCCGUGCUCUUCUAUGACAACAGUGACAACGUCGUUCUUCGGCACUAUGACGACAUGGUGGUUGAUGAGUGUGGGUGCCGAUGACGGGCACCUGGGCCCCAAGGGCAAGGAAGAACACCUGGAGUGCUCCCUCCCAGCCACCAGGGACCCAGUGUGUUUGGGCCUGCCCCCGUGUGUAUCUGACCUUAAAACCUGACUAAUAAAAACUGCUGGGUUUGUUUUGG